This is a messenger RNA of Labrus mixtus (cuckoo wrasse), 5934 nucleotides long. RefSeq names its product semaphorin-7A-like. The record is from RefSeq and is a predicted model, not a curated record. Bases 59 to 1948 code for a protein of 629 amino acids. Lineage: Eukaryota; Metazoa; Chordata; Actinopteri; Labriformes; Labridae. Gene Ontology annotation, molecular function: integrin binding; chemorepellent activity; semaphorin receptor binding. Gene Ontology annotation, biological process: axon guidance; neural crest cell migration; positive regulation of axon extension. The transcript is spliced from 14 exons.
CUCACAGACACACUUACACCUCAAACACUCACAGACAGACACACAGAGAGACUGAAACAUGUCUCCACCGUCUUUAUUCGUCUUCUUACUGAUUUCUCGUCUCUUUGGUUUCAAUGAGGCGAUGUCCGCGCAUGCACCGAGGAUGAGAUUCUCAAACACAGACCCCUCCAUGGAGUGGAAACUUUUACCUGGAGAACAAACAUCUGUACAGAUUCUUCCAGGAGGAGAACCAGACACCGUCACAGCUGUCGGACCAAAGCACCUGAUUUCAAUCAACUUUAAAAAGCCUCUACAGGCUCCUGUGCAAAGAACCUUGUUGUGGAAAGAUUGCAUCGUCGGUGGAACGUCGACCACAGAUUGUGACUUUAACAUCACGGCGGUGCAAAAGAGGGAAGAGGGCGACCAGGCGUAUGUGUGUGGGACCAACGGCAGGGAGACUUUGUGCUGUGACGUGAUUCUAUCAGAUCCAUCUCCCAAGUGCGAUGCCUCUGAAAAAAUGAGGAGCAUACAAGGAAUUAUCAGAAAAUUUAUCAUGAAGGAAGGUGAACCGUCAGUUUUUGUGGAAUCAGAAACAAACGCCGACCUUUACACAACCUACUCUGGAUCUCAGGAGAAUGUUGGCAUCCACAAGUUUGGGACAAACCGCGUUGGACCAGCGAACCAUAAUAAAGAGCAGCACUAUGUGGGUCUGGUGAUCAGCAGACAGGCAGAAGACCCUUCACAGGAUAAAGUUUUUGCCUUUUACAAGGAGAAAAACAGAGACUCAGACCUGUACAGCGGGAUGUGGCUCCCCUUCGUCUCACAGGUUUGCAUGUCAGACAGGGGCGGUCCCAAGAAACACAUGCAGUAUAUCUGGACGUCACAGAUGAACGCCAGGCUCUACUGCGGAGAUCCAGACAGCAAGCAGCACUUCUCCGAGCUGGUCCAUGUGGCUGCUGUGCACGCAGAGCGCUGGCAGGACUCCAGGGUUUAUGCACUCUUCCAGAACGAAUGGGGGAUGAGCGCUGUGUGUGUCUACAGGGUGAAGGACUUUCACAACAUCUUUACCAACUCUCCAUUUAAAGGCGGCAGCGCGGGCAGCCAAGUCAACAGGCCCAGAGAGUGCGCCCCCGACAGCACCGCGAUCAGUUUAGACGUCCUGAAGACGAUCGAGGAGAACUCGGAGAUGGAGGAAUGGGUGAAACCUGCCGACAGCUCGCGCCCACUCAUCUUCGAUCGCCACAGGUACACUCACAUCUCCGUGGACAAGAGGAACCAACGCCACCCAGUCCUGUUUCUGUCUCUGCAUAAUGGAGCCAUUCAUAAAGUGACGCAGAGUCAGAAUCAGACGUUUGUCAUUGCAGAGUAUGAGACAUUUAAACACGGCACCAGCAUCCUCAACAUGAUCCUAAACCAGAACUCUAUGAAGCUGUAUGCAGCCUCCAGAAGUGAACUGGUCCAGGUGGACGUGACAAACUGUGCCCAGUAUGGAGACCGCUGUGAGGACUGCGUGUUAGCUAGAGACCCAAACUGCGGCUGGGCACUGAACCGCUGCGUCCCCGUGACACUGGACUCGCUGCAGGAUGUGGCCCAAGGGAAGCAUGCCAUCUGUCCGACUUAUUCGAAGCUUCAAGAUCCUGUACUGGGCGAGUCAGAUGCAGUCCAGGAUGUUCCCUACAAGUCCAAGUACUUCCUGCAGUGCCCGGUGUCGUCACUCCAUGCAGAGUACACCUGGCUCCACCCUAAGGGCUCCAAGUCCUGCAGCUUCAAGGAGCAGCAGUGUCUUCUUCUGAUCCACAGCAUGAGUCCAGAGCAGGAGGGAACUUACACAUGUGAGUCAGAGGAGAAGGGAUACAAGAAGGUGGUGGUCGAGUAUCAGCUAAAACUGCAGAACAGGGCCGCAGGCCACUCUCCAAGACUACUGCUGUGUGUUUGUCUGAUGGCUGUCCUGUUAGUCCUGAAUAAAUAGUAUAGAUACAAUGAAGAUAAUAUUAAAUAUAAACAUUAGGCUGUUCUGCCGCCCAGUCGGACAGAGGGUCGUGUCCCACAGUGCCGUCCGUAUCGCCCUAUAGGAGCUAAGGCUCAAACAGGAGGAUUAAACAACAGAUUCUUUAUUUUUAUAUAUUUCAUUUCUUUUCUUUUUUAAAGAUUUAUUUUAGGGCUUUUUGUGUCUUUAUUGGAAAGAUAGGACAGUUGAUAGGUAGAUACAGGAAAGGAACCACAGGUCGGAUUUGAACCUGCCCGCUUGGAGGAUUAAGACCUCCAUACAUGUUGCACGCGCACUAACCACUUUGCCACCAGCAACCACCUAUUUAUUUCAUUUCUCACCACAAGUACAAAUAGUGAUUUAUUUUUGCAUUUUUCUAAUUUUAUGUUUUUUGAAAUCUUGAUAUUUUUGUGUCAUAGUUUAAUAAUGAGGACAGAUGUCUUGCUAACAAGUUGCUUCACUGAUCUAGAAAAUCAAUAUAUUUUUAAUAUUUACAUUCCGUUAUAAUCCAGCACCUUUAAAUAGAAAUGACUGAAUAUUAUAGAUAUGAUGAAAUGGCCUUUGAACCUCAAAUGUUCCUGUUUGAAUAUUUCUGCAUCCUCCUCCAACAAACUGCUGAAUUUACGUUUAACGAUCUAUAUUUUGAUGGCGAUCUGAAUUAUUAUGCUAUUUUUAUGCUGACUUAAUGCACAGCUCGUCCCUGAUUCAGGCUGCAUCACGUCCAGUCACCGAGCGACAACAUGUAAGACUUGUUCUUUAUCCUAUCGAGACUGUCUCUCCAAUCCGUUACAUGUUCCAUAUGUACGUUAAAAGUGUCUGUCCAAACCUGAAGCAGGGAGGUGGUGGUACAACGUGUUAACACAAGAUAACACAAUCUCGAUUAGAGAAAAGAGGCUAGUCAGCUAACGGCUGGCAGCCGCUCUAGCCAGCAGGCACUUCCUCGUCCUCAGUCGCAGGGAAUGCGACCUCCCUCGAGAUUUGGCGAGAUGGCAAGUCACUGCCUUACGUGUGGGGGUUAUGGUAUGCAGAUGCCCAUUGAGGAUCGACAUGAGAACCACGCCACUUUGGCUAGAGAAAACCCUUCCUCAUUCAUUGAUUGCUUUCAUUUUGCCACAACGGGCUUUAGAGACCCGCUGCAGUGUAUUUGGAAGGGAUAAGCAGGAGGUUGCUCCUCCCACCGUCCCCUGCUCUUCUCGCUAUGGGAAAGACAGCCCUCCCCUGGGAGUGGACGCCAAGGGCCCUACUUUAUACUUUUCCCACUUCAUGCUCCUUCAACCCCUCAUGCAGAGAUGCAAAUGGAGGAGAUGAGCCUUGUCCUGGUGGCCCCUUAUUGGCCUCACAUGACAUGGUCUGCUGACAUCUCGUCACUGCUGGACCGGACUCUGUGGGAACUUCCAGUGUGGCAGGAUUUGAUGUCGCAGGUACAGGUAACUCUGUUCCAUCCCUUUCCCAAGGGACUGAGGAUCUGGGCAUGUCUCCUGAGAGGACCGAGCUCUUAGCCAUGGGCCAUGCCGUAAUGGUCCAAACACUGCAUGGCUAGUGCCCCAUCAACGAGGACCCACUAUGAACGAAGAUGGAGGGCCUAUGUGACAUGGUGCAGAGAACUUUAAGUAAAUCCUCUCACAUGGUCUGCCCCGGAGAUUCUGCAGUUUUUGCAGGAGCUCCUGGUUGCGGGGAAGUUGCCCUUUACCCUCAGGGGUAUGGUGGUGGCUAUCAAGGCAGCCCAUAUAGGAUGAUGCCAAUUGCCUGAGGAAGUUGGCAACCUUGUGUCCCAAUUCCUCAAGGGGGCCAGAAGUCGAACUGGCCGUCAUUGUAGACCUUCUCUCCCGCCUUGGGAUUUGGAGCUGGUGCCACAGGCUCUGGAACGGACCCUUUUUUCUAGCACCUAGACUCAGAAGACUUAAAGUGGCUUUCCCUUAAGGCUUCCAUCCUGCUGGCACUGGUCACUGCCCAACUUGUUGGGGAUCUUCAGGCUCUCUCUGGCAGGAACCUGCAGAGGUCCUCGUGAUGGUGGUCUGCAGCUGAAUCUGGCAUUUCUCCCCAAGGUACUUUCAGACUCUCUGACAAGUCAUUGGGUUCAGGUCUCUCUACUCCAUGCAGAGAGAAUAAGGAGCACAGACGCUUACCGGUAUGGCCGGUACACUAUGUAUGUACCGGAUAUGUAUAUGAGUAUGUGCACCGGACAGGAACUCACAGGAGAACAGAUCAUUGGUCCGUUUCAAGCCGGAGCUUUUUGGUCAACCAUUGUCAAAAGCCUGUCUUUCCCAUUGGAUUGUAGAUGCUAUCCAGCAGGCAUACAGUAUGUGGGCACUGGGGUUACUUGUGGCUCGGGAGCGCGGGUGCUACCCUGAGGCAUGGUGGCAUCCGGGGGGUUGUUACAUGAUGCAUCUCCGAGUGAGAUCUGCAUCGCUCCUUCUUGGUCUGUCACUUCUACAUUGCUCUGUUCUACCAGAUUAUUUGUAGCUGCAUGCACGUCCGUCAGCGGACUGGUGCUCGGUGUAGCCAAACCGUAGUGACUUUUUUUUCCUUAUUUGUCUGUCAGCCUGGUGUGGCUGGGCUAAGUGACUUCCCCUAGAGUCGGGCGCCUUGGCUUCAGGCAGGAGUAACUUGCAGCCAGAGGUACUUGCUGGCCUGGGGAUGUGUUUAUAUAGUACAUAGUUUCAUUGACAUCCACGGUGGUGAUUCUUUUUUAAUGCAUGCUUUUGUGUGAUUUUUUUCAAAUCUUAUGAAGUGUAUUUGUCUUCUCUGACAAAAAUAUCUCAUUACACUGAAUUAAAGACGACUUCACCUGACAUGUCCAGAAAAACAUCUCACUUUAAGUUAUUACAAACGAGACUUUCUUACGUUUCUUCACGAGAUCAAAAUCUUGUGUCAGGAAGAGACAUUUUUUUGUUUGCUGCACUUUUUACUCCUAACAAACAAGUUGAGGCUUUUUGUUUUCUUUUUAUGAAAUGAACUAAAAUGUGUCUCAUGACUUUGGCUAAAUUUGGCUUUUAUUUGGUAUAAUGAGAUAUUUCUGACUAAAAAUAAGACAGAUCCACUUGAUGAAAUUGUCCAGUGACUCAUGAAUCGAGCAGUUUUUAGAGAACCUGUCACAUGUGAUGUUCGACCAGUGAUUGUGUUUAAUUCCUGUGCUUUUCACAGAUCUGUAAAUAUUUUAUUUUGACAUGCGUUUUAUGCACACAGAGGUGAACGGGCGUCCCUCGCUGUAAUUUCCAAUCUUGCAAACUACCUCAGAAUUGCGCCAUGUGCUUUGAGUUGGGACAGACCGUUUCUGAGUAUGGAGGCUGUUGUCAGUCAAAGUGAAAGGCAACAUGUUGAGAAACGCUGCAGCGGACAUGCUGAAAAUGCAAAGCUGAGCCAUAUCUAUUUAAAGUCCUUGAAGUGUGACUCUGAGUAGCCAGAUUAAACGGCAGUCUGAACAGAGCUAAUGAAACUCCCCUUCACAUCGCCCCGCAGAUUAACGAUUCCCAAACCAGCUAUGACACAGGAGACUCUGUUACUCUUUAUACAUUUUAUAUUCAUUGAUUGGAUGGGCUUCAUGAAUACAUUACAUGAUGUUAGGGUCUUUGUAAUCCAAACCAAAGACUCGUUAGGCCUUCAGUUAGAUUGACGACUUUUGGAGGACCUGCACACUCACUAGCCCUUACUCGCUGUCGUCUGCUGGAUGGCAGCUCUGGUUUUGUUAGAUUCAGAUGCAGAUGUGUCGCAGAUGUUGCUAUGUAUGUUUUGUUUGUUGGUAUUUAAAGUUGUGUCUGUAACAGCUGACUUCUCGCAGCUGUUACCCUGUUCAUGUAGUAACCACUGAGCUGUGAAGAUGUUUAUUAAUGCACUGAUAUGUUUUACUUAUUCUACUGCUCUGUAACAUUUCUGAUCCCAGCUUUGUGAUGACCAAAUCUAUUUCUGUAUGAAUUUGUUUGUGACUUCUGUUCCUCUUGUAUAUACAGUAAAUGCAAAUCUGUUUCCUC